This is a messenger RNA of Cololabis saira (Pacific saury), 1486 nucleotides long. Its product is annotated as D-amino-acid oxidase-like. The transcript is spliced from 11 exons. Gene Ontology annotation, molecular function: D-amino-acid oxidase activity; FAD binding. NCBI's taxonomy places the organism in Eukaryota, Metazoa, Chordata, Actinopteri, Beloniformes, Belonidae. The record is from RefSeq and is a predicted model, not a curated record. The coding region runs from base 68 to 1105 and encodes 345 amino acids.
CGCCCCGGCCGUGAGAGAGCAGGUUGUGAGCGGCAGCUGCUUGUUUAGGCCUAGAACAAGUGCAAAGAUGCGUGUGGCAGUGAUUGGAGCUGGAGUCAUCGGUUUGUCAACAGCUCAGAGCAUCUAUGAGCGCUAUCAUGCAACAGUAAGUCCUCUGACCAUCGAAGUGUAUGCAGACUGCUUCACUCCCAUGACCACCAGCGAUGGAGCCGCUGGUUUCUGGCAGCCAUAUCUAUACGAUAAGGGCAACAUCCAAGAGACAAAAUGGAACAAGGAGACAUUUGACUACUUGUUGAGGUGGCUUAGCUCACCAGAGUCUGUAAAAAUGGGUAUAUUCCUUCAGUCUGGCUACAACCUCUGUACUGAACCGAUGCCGGAACCCUCAUUCAAGGACAUUGUCCUCGGCUUUAGACAGCUCACAGAACGAGAGCUGCAGAUGUUUCCUGGAUACAAUUAUGGCUGGUUCAACACGGCUCUCAUGGUGGAAGGCAAAUCAUACUUACCGUGGUUGAUGGAGUGGUUGGAAAAAAGAGGUGUGAAAUUUUAUCAGAGGAAAAUAAAGUCCUUCAAAGAACUGGCUGAAACUGGGGCAGAUGUGAUCAUAAACUGCACUGGGGUAAGAUCGGGAGAGCUGCAACCGGACCCCGAACUGCAGCCGGGCCGCGGCCAGAUAGUAAAGGUGGAUGCUCCGUGGCUGAAGCACUGGAUUAUUACCCAUAACGCAAAGACUGGAGUCUACAAUUCCCCAUACAUCAUUCCAGGGAGCCGCCUUGUGACAGUCGGAGGGGUUUUCCAGUUAGGAAACUGGAGCGAGCAGAACAACUCCACUGACCAUAAAAAGAUCUGGGAAGACGCUUGUCAGCUUGAGCCAAGUCUCAAGGAUGCCAAGAUCGUACAGGACUGGGCUGGCCUUAGGCCUGUCCGCAGCAAAGUCCGACUGCAGCGAGAGACUAUAAAGGCUGGUUCAUCUACAAUAGAGGUAAUACACAACUACGGCCAUGGAGGUUAUGGGCUCACCAGUCACAGAGGAUGCGCUGAGGAGGCAGCGAGGCUUUUUGGUCAGAUUGUGGGACAAAAUGGGAAACGUGCAAAAGCUCGCUUGUAGAUACAGUGCAGACCAAACUGUGUCCAAACCUUUGGGCUGUACUGUAAGUGAUUAGAAAGAAUGAUUUUUGUACUGUCUUUAAAAAAUUCAACAUCAGCACACACAGCGUUCUUAACUGCAAACAUAAUCAAUACACUACAUUUAAUGGGUGAUGACAUCUCUUUAACACUAUUUGUGUGCUUCGGGACAGUACACACAUGCUAAUCUUGUAUAUUAUUAAAUAAGAGAUGUUGCUAGAUGUUAUCAUAAAUCCUUAACACGUGUGGCUAAUUCGUGGUCAUGUACAGGCUUGGCCAGGCCAAAUGAGCCUGGGGGUGUGCACUUAUGCAACGGGUCUUUGCAAUUUUCAGUUAUUGAUAUAAUAUUAUAUGAUGAUGGCAA